GCAGUACAAUACAAUGGUAUUAUUAGAUUAGAUGAUAGGCCAAUAAUCAAUAGGAGUGGAUCAAGAAGAAGACGGUAUCCACUACCCAGCCGUUGAGAUCCCGUCGUCGACGGACGAAAUGGCCGCCGGAGACGACCUCUCGCCGGCGGAGGCACGCCUCGCCAUGAUGGAGCUCGCCAACAUGAUCUCCGUCCCAAUGGCGCUCACCGCCGUCAUCCGCCUCGGCGUCCCCGCCAAGCUCUCCGCCGCCGGGGCCGCCCCUCUCUCCGCCGCCGACCUCCUCCCCAUGGGCCACCCGGACCCCUCCGUCCUCGAGCGCCUCCUCCGCCUGCUCGCCUCCCGCGGCGUCUUCUCCGAGCACGCCGGCUCCGGCUCCCUGCGCCGCUUCGCGCUCACCGCCGUCGGCCGCACCCUCGUGCCCGGCCCCUCCGGCGCGUCCUACGCCGACUACGUGUUGCAGCACCACCAGGACGCGCUCGUCCGCGCAUGGCCCCGCCUCCACGAGGCCGUGCUCGACCCCGCCGGCCCCGAGCCCUUCGCCCGCGCCAACGCCGGCGUCCCCGCCUACGCCUACUACGGCCAGGACAGGGAGGCGAACGAGGUGAUGCUCCGCGCCAUGACGGGGGUGUCGGAGCCGUUCAUGGAGGCGCUGCUCGACGGCUACGGCGGAGGGUUCGAGGGGGUGGGCACGCUGGUGGACGUGGGCGGAAGCUCCGGCGCGUGCCUGGAGAUGAUCAUGCGGCGGGUCCGCACCAUCCGGGAGGGCCUCAACUUCGACCUCCCCGACGUCGUGGCGGCGGCGCCGCCCAUUCCCGGAGUAAAACAUGUUGGUGGAGACAUGUUCAAGUCCAUCCCCUCCGGAGAUGCAAUCUUCAUGAAGUGGGUUCUGACGACAUGGACCAACGACGAGUGCACGGCGAUCCUGCGCAACUGCUACGCGGCGCUGCCGGCCGGCGGGAAGCUGGUGGCCUGCGAGCCGGUGGUGCCGGACACGACGGACGGCAGCACGAGGACGAGGGCGCUGCUGGAGAACGACAUCUUCGUCAUGACCACCUACCGGACUCAGGGGAGGGAGCGCUCCGAGGAGGAGUUCCGGCAGCUCGGCCUCGCCGUCGGCUUCACCUUCUUCCGCGCCAUCUACCUCGACCCUUUCUACGCCCUCCUCGAGUACACCAAGUGAUUCAUUUUCAUACCGUUCAAUCCAAUAAGAAAUGUCAUGAAUGAUAUAUGAACUGGAAACGUGUCGCAAUUUGCAAUAACACGAUUGCUGCUACUACUACUACUACUAGCAGCAGUUAGCAGCGUACCA
Molecule: messenger RNA, 1309 nt
Organism: Oryza brachyantha (malo sina)
Lineage: Eukaryota; Viridiplantae; Streptophyta; Magnoliopsida; Poales; Poaceae
Product: nicotinate N-methyltransferase 1
Exons: 4
Coding region: 119-1180 (353 amino acids)
Biological process (GO): methylation
Molecular function (GO): S-adenosylmethionine-dependent methyltransferase activity; O-methyltransferase activity
Source: RefSeq, a predicted model, not a curated record